GCUUUGUUCCAUUGUUGCGGAGUGUGUUUUCCAGCUGGUCUGGCUCACGAGAGGGGGGGGACCCACUAGUAGUGGACACCACUGCACUUUGAAGAUUUUUUUUUUAACCCUUUGCAUUCGGAUCUUAGUUUUCAUUGUUUUAUAUAUAUAAAAAAUGUCUUUUUCUUGCGAUCAGUCUCUGGAUGGCAGCUUUCCUCCUUCCCCAGCGGAGGACGGGGGCUCUCAGAGGCUGUCCUGGGGCAGUCUGCUGCACAGACUGACCGAGCUGAAGGGGAUCAACCAGAGGGUCACAGCAGACCAGUGCUGCAGGAGUGAAAAUGGAUCCGUGGCAGACUUGUCCCUGUCAGACUUGGACAGCAGCUUCCUCUGUUAUCCCCUGGAGGAGACCCUGGCAGCAGACAUUGUGGCCAUCAUUGCACAAAGUCUCAACAAUGCAUCACACAUCCUAGACUGCUCCAAAAUCAUCCUUCCAGACUGUCUCCUGCACAACAUCACUCAAGAGCUGCUCCACUUGGCUGUCAGCGAGCCUUGUGGCCUCAAAGGAGCACUUAUCGACCUGUGUGUGGACAUGGGGGAGCAGGGCUCCUUAUGCACUGUAGACCAAAUAGCAGUGGAUCCCUCUCUGGUUCCAACCUUCCAGGUGACUCUGGUUCUGAGACCCGAGUCCAGUGGAUUGUGGCCAAAGGUUCAGAAGCUCUUUAAGAGUAACAAGUCUCCACAGACAUCUACAACGCCUGUGAGGCACCACAAUACCCUGAAGCUGAGUACGAGCUUCAGGGCUAUCAAGAGGAAACUGUACUGCUCAGGGGAGCUGCUGAUUGAGGAGUGCUGCUGACUAAGAGCUCCUCUCCCUGAUAAGAUGAACUAAAUUCAUGUGAACUGUGAAAAGAGGUUGGUGGGUUAAGAAGUUUUUUCUUUUUGUUAAAAGACACCAAUGUACUUGUCAAACGGCACUGUCAAGAUGCAGUGAAACAACCAUCGUUGUUGAUGUGUAACAUGGUUAUUCCUGGAACCAACUUAUGUCUGAUGGCAGCUACUUACCUGGUUUAGGGUGACCUAACAAAGGCACUAGUUUGAACAUGGGUCUGUUAUUCUAUGAAUGUAAAGCUACAUCUUCAAGGGAAUGGCUUAUGUAUUUGAAAGUCAAAUACUGCCACCUGCUACUUAUGUGUUUUGUAUUUUUUGACAACUUGGGAACAUGAAAGAAUAAAUUAUUUUCUAUGAA
Molecule: messenger RNA, 1225 nt
Organism: Stegastes partitus (bicolor damselfish)
Lineage: Eukaryota; Metazoa; Chordata; Actinopteri; Pomacentridae
Product: DNA damage-inducible transcript 4 protein-like
Exons: 2
Coding region: 155-835 (226 amino acids)
Biological process (GO): negative regulation of TOR signaling; apoptotic process; response to hypoxia
Cellular component (GO): cytoplasm
Molecular function (GO): 14-3-3 protein binding
Source: RefSeq, a predicted model, not a curated record